Molecule: messenger RNA, 999 nt
Organism: Didymosphaeria variabile
Lineage: Eukaryota; Fungi; Ascomycota; Dothideomycetes; Pleosporales; Didymosphaeriaceae
Exons: 2
Coding region: 1-999 (332 amino acids)
Source: RefSeq, a predicted model, not a curated record
AUGCAGGAGAAGGAGGUGCUACAGGAAGUUGAGAUGCAGCGGCUGGGUUUGAUACUCUACGGAACGGGGGUCCUGGCAGAUCGGGAGUCGCACCUGGUCCGGCAGUGGCUGGCGCAGUGCCCCCUGGGACCCUGCGGUGGACGCGGAAGCUCCGAGUGCGUACCGCAGAAGCUCGAUCGCCGGCUCGAUGCCGACGAGAUGGAGAAGCGGUCGCUCCGCGAGGCGGAUGUGCACGCCCUUCGCCUGCUCCUCAUGAGCCCUGCGGCCUUGAUGCCGGACGAGCGGGAGGCGGUGCUCGUCUGGCUGGACGCGUGCCCUCUGCAGGCGCGGCGGGCAGAGCUCUCGCCGCAACGGUACAUUUCACGGUCCACACCCCCCGCUCCCACCAUACAACGACUCGCACCCUUCCCAGCUUGCCUCUUCCCCCUCGAUCCUCACCCCGUCAUGUCGCCCGUCGCAGCCGUGCUGCUCCCACUCAUGGAGGAUACCCGCAAGUGCGUGGAGCUCAAGGUCAACCGGAAGCACCGCUGCACCGUGUCGUCCCUCGAAGAGCCGAUGAAGGGGCUGAUUGCGGAGCGGUACCCUUUAGAGCGAGCGGUCGUCAUCUUCGACCCGACCCGUCUCACCGGAGAGCACGGCCUCUCCUUUGGCAGCGGGAGGGACAACGACAUCGUACUUGUAGGAAGCGGCAUCACCUCGCAUCAGUUUCUAAUCGCCAUGGAUCCCGUCACCCGUUCCCUGACUGUCAAGAACAUUAGCAGCGACAAGCUGGACACCACCACCAACACCACCACCACGGCCACCGACAUCUUUGUCCACGACCUCCAGCGGCUCCGGACGGUAGCGCCGGGUGAGACGAAGAGCCUCGAGGGCUUCAUGCAGGUGGCGGCCGGGGAGGACAAGCGCCAUCGAUUCCAGAUCUUCCUGCCCCCGGGUCCCGCGGACGCCCUGCUCGAGCGCCGGAUCGACGACUACCUCCGCGCACUCCCGGACGCCUAG